GGAAGAGAGGGAGGCCAAGAAAAAAAGUUUGGAGACAGAGUUGACAUUCAAAAUGCAAACUUCACUCAAGAUCAGUCUGCUAUGCCAAACUCAUACUUAAAGCCAGUAAAUAUUACCAGGAAGGAGAGGGAGUUUGUUGACCUCUUUUUUGUUACAUCCACAUGACAGGUUAAUAGGUUUUCUUUUUCAGUUCUUGGCAAUGUUUCCCAGCCCCAGCACGUCCACUCCCUUCUCUGUAAAGGAUAUAUUAAACCUGGAGCAGAGUCAUGACGUUAUGGUGUCUUCUCUGGACGUUUCUUCUCGUAUGGAGUGCUGCACCGUGCCGACCUCCUCCUCCUCCUCCUGCAUGCUGGCCCGUCUGAAGCAGGAGCCUCUGCGGGACAUGUCGUCCGCCGCCGCCGCCUCGCUGUUUGGAGAAGACCUCCACGAGUCCAGAGCCGGCAGAGGCAAUGCCCUCAACUAUGCUACCUUUUAUGGGAAAUCACUCAUGGAGAUGGAUAUAGUUAAGGAUGGGAAAUCAGACGCGUUUGAGGGGAAACGCAGAAAAGAGGACUUCAGCCCUCCGACCGAGCCUGUGGACGACAUAAAAACAGAGGACGCAAGGCGACCCAAGCCCCGGAGACGCAGGAAGCCGCGGGUCCUGUUCUCCCAGGCGCAGGUGUACGAGCUGGAGCGCCGCUUCAAGCAGCAGAGAUACCUGUCCGCGCCGGAGAGAGACCACCUCGCCGGGGUGCUAAAACUCACCCCUACCCAGGUGAAGAUCUGGUUCCAGAACAGGAGGUACAAGUGCAAGCGGCAGCGGCAGGACCAGAGCCUGGAGAUGGUGUCUCUGCCGCCGCCCAGGAGGGUGUCGGUGCCGGUGCUGGUGCGGGAUGGGAAGCCUUGCCUGGCGGCAGACACAGCCCCUUACAACCCCUCCUACAGUAUGGGUCACCUCAACCAUUUCACUUACAACAACUAUCCAGCUUUCAGUAACUACACCAGCCCAGGCUGCAACACAAACUAUGCGUGUAACUACCCUGCAGCCACAAUGCAAACUAUGCAAGGGUCCUCCAACAACGGGAAUUACAUGAACUUUGGGGUGGGGGACCUGAAUAAUGUCCAGAAUACAUUUCCCUCCAGUAAUGGGGUGUCUUCGUUACAUGGCAUUAGGACAUGGUAAACUCAACAUGCAGCAGUGUUACCUAUUCAGUUUAUAACGGGAUUAUUUGCAUGCAUUUUAAAAUGUGUCAAGACUUUGCGGAGCUUGUAUAACUUCUCUUAUAUUUAAUUACCUACUCACUUUUGGUAGUUUUUCGUUUUCUUUUUGUUCUC
Sander lucioperca (pikeperch) is the source of this 1314-nucleotide messenger RNA. It is a transcript of the gene nkx2.5, whose product is annotated as NK2 homeobox 5. Gene Ontology annotation, molecular function: DNA-binding transcription factor activity, RNA polymerase II-specific; RNA polymerase II cis-regulatory region sequence-specific DNA binding. Bases 200 to 1162 code for a protein of 320 amino acids. The record is from RefSeq and is a predicted model, not a curated record. Gene Ontology annotation, cellular component: nucleus. The transcript has 2 exons. Gene Ontology annotation, biological process: cell differentiation; regulation of transcription by RNA polymerase II. NCBI's taxonomy places the organism in Eukaryota, Metazoa, Chordata, Actinopteri, Perciformes, Percidae.